Messenger RNA from Fimicolochytrium jonesii, 1429 nucleotides. RefSeq lists its product as uncharacterized. Lineage: Eukaryota; Fungi; Chytridiomycota; Chytridiomycetes; Spizellomycetales; Powellomycetaceae. Bases 304 to 1251 code for a protein of 315 amino acids. The record is from RefSeq and is a predicted model, not a curated record. The transcript is spliced from 2 exons.
UCACACGGCGUAAACACAAAGUUUCAAUUACGCAUAUAUCAGUUCCUCAACAUCGAAAACCGGUAAAGUGCCAAAGUUCCCCAUGCGCUACAAUACCCUUUCUGCAAGUCCACUUCAAUCUACCAUGCUAUCUGGGGUAUACUACCGACUCCAGCGCCUAUAUAUUUAGCACCAUGUCCUUGCUCACAUUGACUGGUUAGGAACGCAGGAUGCCGACAUGAAGAGAGAAAAAGCAACGAAAACCACACCAGGACCUCACGAAUCGCUCGAUUUCAGCGCCUCCAUUUGCGGCCCACUCCUCGUAUGCGCCCGCUUCAUACACUCCACCGACCACAACAGGAACAAAUUCUGACUCGGCGGCCCCAAUAUACUCAGCAACGAGUACGUGUAUCCGCCCUCCCCGAGCGCCCCGACCAGGUAGCAAAACCCAAAAAACGCGUCCCCGCCCAAAUUCGCAAUGGCGGCGUACCGAACAAGUCUCACGAACUGGGCCACGUCAGCGGUUUGUUCAGUCCCGGUGGAAAGCACGUCGAAUGCCCUCAACAUGGCGACAUUAUGUGCGCAGAUGGUCAGCAUCGCAACACCGAGCCCGACGUCCACGAGGGCGACGACGAGAUAGCCUGCGGCGUACGGGAGACCGAAGUGGAAGGGGACGCUGUCAAUGCCGUGGGAUGUGCCGAUGAGGAAGAUCGUAAGGGCGAGGAUACCCAGUGUGGAAACGAGGGCGAGAAGACCCGCGAUGAAGUAGGUGUCCCAGUGGCGCGGCCGAUUGCUUGCGAUGAGGAUGAAUUCGAUGCGGAAGCCUUGGACGAAGGCAACAGAGAGGGCGCCGAUGUACCAGAAUGGUUUCGGGAGAUGCGCCCAAUCCGGAUGCCCACCCCACUGAUACCAAUCGCUCACCGAAUACAGCUCCAGAACAUAGCCGAGCAUGAAAGAGACGGGCCCGACAAGCAUGAAGAUGUUAUACGUGGUCCAGCCGCGCCGUCUUCCGUUCCUCCAUGCCAACGCAAUGCACGCCGCUGUUAUCAGCAUGGCCAAAACAGCAACCAUAACAUUGGGGAUGAUGAGAUUAAUCCCCGUGCAAGCCAUUGUGGCCGUCUCCCAUGUGCCAUAAUGCCCGCUGUAGGUAAUGAGGAGGGUGCCGUUCGGAAGUUGAGUCCAAUGGCAGUAGGGGUCAUCUACGCGGCCCAUUUCUGGGGAAGCUAUGUGGUGGUCUUUCUUUUGGCGGAAGGAAAGGUUGGAUUCUACUAGUUAUGCUGUACACUGGGUCGGUGGCCGCGGGUUCGGGACGGGAUUAGCGCGAGCCUAUUGAACUUAAAGAGUGUGCCGCAAACGAGGAUCGUUCCCAUUUCUUCCCAGUUGUUCAAUAGAAAAGACUAGAUCAUCAACCUGUGUGCUCAACUGUUGUUGAUCGAAAACACAAACUGAU